GACGGUGGGACGGAGGGACGGCAGCAUGUACAGCAGCAGCAAUAGCAGCAGCAACAGCAGCAUUCCCAGCAAGAUCAGUAGUCCUAGCAACUGCAGCGUGCCUAGCAAAACUAACAGUCCUAGCAACACUGGUCUUCCUAGUUAUAGUGGUGUCCCUAGCAGGACUAAUAGCCACAUCAACAGUGGCCUUCCUAGCAAGACAGGCAGUCCUAGCUACAGUGGCCUUCCUAGCAAGACAGGCAGUCCUAGCUACAGUGGCCUUUCUAGCAAGACAGGUAGUCCUAGCUACAGUGGCCUUCCUAGCAAGACAGGCAGUCCUAGCUACAGUGGCCUUCCUAGCAAGACAGGUAGUCCUAGCUACAGUGGCCUUCCUAGCAAGACAGGUAGUCCUAGCUACAGUGGCCUCCCCAGCAGGUACGCCCACUACCCCUCCAAGAACGACUCCAACAACAACAUGAACAGUCCCGGUGCCUCCGUUAAGCCCCCUGCCAGUGUAGUCAACAGCAGCCCCUACGACCAUCAGCUGCUGGAGCGACUUGUACCACGACACAUCACCACCGAACACGUCGUAUUCAGCCACAAGACGAAGGUUGGAGGUCGAUCCCUGUACUUCUUCAGCCCAGCGUCCAGAGGCGGCCUGACCAAGCCUGUCUUUACAACCAGAGAGAAGUUGACGCCUUUACUUGACGGUUCUGCGGAUGACGAAGACGAGGCGGACGACGUGUACCACGGGGGGUCACCAGGUCGUCGUAGCAGCAGCGCCAUGGGGAUGGGGUCAGCAGGUCGUCGUGGUGCUCGCCGUCGGGAGGAGCUGAGUCCUGGGGUAGUGUGCACCAUCAAGCGGGUGCACCUGGGGGACCCUGCCUGUGACCUGGGGGUGAGCGUGUGGCGGGGACGAGGCCCUAAGAGGGGCCUCCAGGGGCCCCAGAGACCCCCAGUAGGGACAGGCCCCGCGCUGCUGGUGGAGACGCCGGACAGUGGACGAGUUGGGGACGGCAUGGCGAUAGCGGCGGGAUACACGGGCGAGGUGAUGUAUCUUCUGCCUUACACUAUCCUGGGCCGCACUGAUCUAGAGCCACGAGCCACGGAGAUACUUGUACAGGACGCCAUGUUGUCGUGUGUGAGUGAGUCAGUGGUGUGGUUCGUGGUGAAGAGCUUUACUAGGAGGAAGGUCAUCACCAACACCCGCCAACUCUCCCACCAGAAACUGAACAUCGGCAAGCUCAACCUACGAUCGUCUGACAUGAAGAAGUCGUCUUGAUGAUCACCUGUAGUUAUUAUCUAGUUUAUCUGUGUGUGUGUGUGUGUGUUUGUGUGUGUGUGUGUGUGUGUGUGUGUGUGUGUAUGUAUGUAUGUAUGUAUGUAUGUAUGUAUGUAUGUAUGUGUGUGUGUUGUUUUGGUCGUAACCCAUUUGGAGACUCGACCAAUGGUGUAAGGUUAUAGUGCCCAAGUUUAUCUCUGUAAUAAAGAUAUUUGCAAAGUUUACUGUAUGAUAAAUGUUCUUAAUGUCACUGUUUGUAUGGCAGUAUAAUUAAAACACACAACUGUUCUUGUGGCGCAAGCCUUGACGUCAGAGGUGGUGUGGGAUGACUACUUAAGUGAGUCCGUGUUAAGACGCGGGUUGUUUCUUAAUGCAUAGGAUUUGUUUCACGUAAUAGAUAGAUAGAUACUUUGUAAAGUCGCCAUGCAAGUUUACAUUUGUUCAGCACAUACAGUUGCCUCAAAGAAUUCCUUUACCCCCUGUGGUGAUGUUGGCGUACAUGUGGCAGUGUUGCAUUACUAGAGCAAACUUAUGAAUGAAUCCCUAAUAGUCUUGAAACAAUGAAGCUGAUUGGUGGAAUAGAUUCCUAGACGUGAUUUACCUUGUCAAUAAUGAUAAAUAGAUAUAUACAAAUUUUGGAUAACUGUGCAACAUGUUUAUAGACCACAAUUCAGGUUCUUAUAAAACAAAACAAAAAUUAUAUAUAUUCUCAAGAUAAUGCCUGAGAGAGAGAGAGAUUUUGUUUCCCUUUGGCCGGUGGAGGGAGGCAAUGGUGCUGAUGGUGAGCUUGUCGCGAGGCCAUGGAGGUGGUGUUGAGGUUAGAGUGAACAUUGGUUGUGACUAGGUUAUACACUGAACUUGGUUGAGCGAAAGUUUCAAGUGUAAAGGCAGAUUAAGAUUCAUUCAUAUUUAUUUUCUGGACAAUAAGGAAAAUACCAACUUUGAGUGUAGUACAGUAGUUUGUGACGAGUAACCUUGUCUGGUGUUUGGUAGUAUUUAAUGAUGUAUUUUUUAUUCCAAUCAGUCGGUGUUUAAGUAAUUAUUUUUAUCAAGUCUCUGAAGGAAAAUAUAAAACUGGUGAUCAUUCCACAAAAUAUUGCAAGAAAUAAUGGCAACUUCCCCCUUAACCCUGACUCAUGCGCUAUGGUGCUGUCUGGUGAUGCUGUACCGGAUUAAAUAUUUGAUGAAGGUCAUAACACCUGAGUUAAUUAUAAUUCAGGAGGGAAAUGUAUUCAAAAUGCAUAUGGGUGAAUAAUAUAUCUAUGUUGGGUGUUAUUUUUUAUUUAUUUUUUCUUAGUAAUGGCAGCUCGUGACACAUCAAGUUGUUUGUGCCUUUUAUAUCGUCAAAUGUUCAGUAGAUGAAGUACAGUACCCGGUAUAUUGUAUUGUGCUCUCGUGGGCCACAGCAGUGAUGUAUGACGGUAUGGUAUAAUACAGUACAGUACCUGUAGUUAUAUUAAGGACCAGCUGGCCCGGCUUAACAUGUCAUUAAAACUCGGAAUGAGAAAGGGUCUUAUCCUUUCUCCAGUUGCAGGCUUGGCACAUUCUUACCGUGCACCUCUUUGGUAGUCUGCAACUGUUCUGAAACUCCAAAACAACCUGAAAAGAUUUGUAUUAUUUUUAAAUAGUUUGUUGCAUAACCCACACGAAGAAAGCUUAGUGUUUUGAGUGUGUCUGCUUGGUUUUUGGUGUUAGGGUCCAUGAAUAGUUAGGAACUGAUAUCUUUUGGGGAAAUUUUAGAAAUGUUAACUUUAUGGUUGCUACGUUAUUACUGAAGUUAGCAACCAAUUGGAUGGUACCAGGACAUUUCAUCACCGGACAAUUCAUCACCGGUUCCGUAAAAACCUAACCUAACCUAACCAUGACUUUAUCACCUCCAAAAUAAAGACAUUAUUAUCCAAAUUUAAUGUAUACGUAACACGGUGUGUAUUCAAUAGACUGGUCACGAAUUGUCUGGUGACGAGAUGUCCGCCUACCCCUACUGGAUACAAGGCCUGGACUCCUUCCUUGUACAUUAGCCUUUGAACACUCAGCAAUAAUAUUAGUACAGUACACUAAAAAUGUGCUCGUAGGUAGUGGAACAACCCUUAGGUGGACUAGCAGCCUGUCAAGGGAUUAGGUUAACCCACUAGUUGCUGAAUGCAGAGAACCAUGUCUUCAGUCUAAGUUGAUAAUCAUUGUAUGUGUACAUUAGUUAAAUAAAGUAGUAGGGAAAGCCAAGUAACUUAGCACAUUUCCACAUAAAGGUACAGGUAGUACAGUUAUUAGUUAUCUGACCAUAGUUAUCAAGAGUUUGUUAAGAGCUUAAGAAGUGUGGAGGGAAGAGGAGAAACAAAAAUAAAUAAACACAGUAAUUUGUUUCAGAUUAUUUAUGUUAUACAGCCGCUGGGUUAGAUUAGAAAACAGUACUGACGGGGAGGUUUGGCUCGGUAGGUUGGCUGUGUAUUGAUUAAAACUUAUCUAACUUGA
This is a messenger RNA of Homarus americanus (American lobster), 3730 nucleotides long. RefSeq lists its product as uncharacterized. The transcript has 5 exons. Bases 26 to 1261 code for a protein of 411 amino acids. Lineage: Eukaryota; Metazoa; Arthropoda; Malacostraca; Decapoda; Nephropidae. The record is from RefSeq and is a predicted model, not a curated record.